Molecule: messenger RNA, 1374 nt
Organism: Trifolium pratense (red clover)
Lineage: Eukaryota; Viridiplantae; Streptophyta; Magnoliopsida; Fabales; Fabaceae
Exons: 13
Coding region: 121-1038 (305 amino acids)
Cellular component (GO): mitochondrion
Source: RefSeq, a predicted model, not a curated record
AAACCAGAACAAAACCUGUAAUCGUUGUUUCUGUAUAUCGAUUUCAAUCGAAUCAAUAAAAAAACGUUCAUCACUGAUCGCUAACUGUAACUGUAACGUUCAUGAAACGAAUUUGAAGCAAUGUCUUUGAAACGAUUACAAUUAGCUCGCACACUCUUUCGUUCAUCUCAGAUUCAACCAGAAUCUUCAUCCAAUUUGUUUGGUAGCUGCAGAAGCUAUUCCAAUGCUUUAACAAACGGUUCUGAUUGUAGUUUUAAGAGCUUCCAUCCUAAUUUGUUUAAAGGCAAUCAUGGAUUUUCAUCUGCUAGUGUUAAAAAUUUGACACUUCGAUCUACGAUGGCUGCGGAGUGUUCCAAUUUCAUGAAUGAUAGAAGGAUGUCAACUGCUGCAACGCAAAGACCUUCUGCACAAGUGCGGGGUGUGGGAGCACAGAUAGCCGUGUCAAGUCCCGGUUUUAUCUAUGAACCUUACGAACCUCGUGAGAAAAUCCCAUUUUGGCGAAGGAUGUUCACUAGAAGUGGUUGGAAAAGAACGAAAGACGACAUGAUUCUGGAGCUCAAAAAUGCUUAUGCCAUUGCAAAAUUAAGAAAAACAGGAUAUUCAAAGAAACAGUUCUACAGAGAGGCUGUCAGUUUGUACAAGGAGAUAAACACACUAAUAGCUAAUGGUGACAAAAAAUUAUUAAGGAAAGCAGUUACCGAGAAGAUGUUUUCUACACUUAAGAAUGAAAUUAAACAAAGAGAAACUACUUGGAGCCAGGUUUAUUGGGAAAUGGUUGAGCCUAUUGUUAUGGUACGAACUCUGCGUGCUCGUAUGAUUGGAGUUGACCGGAAAGACCUAAAUAAAGUAUUUUAUCAGCUCACUCUUGAAAUUUUGGCUAAACAAAAAUUUGAAGCAUAUGACUCAAAAGGUUCUGUUGUUGCUGGAGAUAAAGACAAGGAGGUUCUUGUCCGUGAUAUAUGGGUAUUUGAGAAGUCUACGUUUCACCCUGGAGCACACUGGCGUCUUUGUGGACGGAUAUCUCCAAAAGCAUCAUAGCUAUCUCCAUGAAAGAAGGGACCAAAUUUUAUGCAGAUGGACCAAAGAGAACUCCAUCUUCAACAUCCGGGCAUCUGCUACAAGCUCUAUAAUUUCAUUACUAAAACUCUGGCUUCGCAAGUGUUGAAGACAGUCACUUUAGGGUGUUCAACGCAUUAUAGUUAUACUUCAACUGCACCAAGAGCUUCUGAUUCUGAAGUAGACAAGGUGGUAAGGUCAAAGACACCAUAUAAUAAGGCUGAAGAUAAGGAUUCUCCAUGCAUGAAAACUAACGAGAUGGUUAGAGACGACAUGGCAAGAUUGCCAAAAAGGAUGUCUCUAAAGAAAUCUGUAAGU